Oldenlandia corymbosa var. corymbosa is the source of this 378-nucleotide messenger RNA. Lineage: Eukaryota; Viridiplantae; Streptophyta; Magnoliopsida; Gentianales; Rubiaceae. The record is from the annotation of a GenBank genome assembly.
AUGGCACUCAAAGUCAAACAAACUGCGAGAAAAAGAACCCUGCAGAUUGAAGGGCUUGGAUUUCCAUGGGUCCAGCCGGUGUUGCCAUUUGUGCCCAUCCCAGAUUCAGACGAUGAUGAAGGAAAUAGAGCGGAGGUCAAAAGACAUCUAAAUGAACCAAGGUAUUGGAACCUGUUUCUCACAAACAAGGCAUGGGAGUUUUACAAGGAGAACAGGAAGCGGAGAGCUAUUAUUGAAAGGAGACUCCUUAAUGAAGGACAUCCUUCCACCUACAUUGCAGAUAAAGGAUGGGAAGGGCUAUGUAAUCCUGACACUCGUCAUCGGUUGUUGCCUAUUAAGGAGUUCUAUGCUAAUUUAGCUGGAAUUGAAGGUGAGUGA